This is a messenger RNA of Plasmodium relictum, 1386 nucleotides long. It is a transcript of the gene ARP4a, whose product is annotated as actin-related protein, putative. Gene Ontology annotation, cellular component: NuA4 histone acetyltransferase complex; SWI/SNF complex. Gene Ontology annotation, biological process: regulation of transcription by RNA polymerase II. The record is from RefSeq and is a predicted model, not a curated record. Gene Ontology annotation, molecular function: chromatin binding. Lineage: Eukaryota; Apicomplexa; Aconoidasida; Haemosporida; Plasmodiidae. The transcript has a single exon. The coding region runs from base 1 to 1386 and encodes 461 amino acids.
AUGAGUUUAAAAAAUGAAACUAAUGAAAACAUUUUAUGUGGAGGUGAAGAUAUAUCAGCUCUUGUUGUUGAUUUGGGAUUUAAUACCUCGAAAAUAGGGCAUAAUCAAGAGGACACUCCGAGAAUAUUUUUGAAUAGCAUAUGUGGAGAGAAUAUUUAUGAGGAAGAAAGAAAUAUAAGUGAAUUAGAAAAAAAAAAUUAUUAUAAGAAAUUAAAAUUUCCUUUGAAUUUAUAUAAUAGAAAUGAAAAUGUAAGAAUAAAACCGUUAUUUGAUCGUGAUAAGUCAAAUAAUGUAAUAUUAAAUAGUGACGUAUUUGAGAGAAUAUUAGAAUAUUCUAUUGAAGGAGUAGAAGUGAAAAGAAUAUUUGAGUGCACUGAUGAAAUAAUAAAUCCUAUUAAAUUAGGUGGACUAAAUUUAAAAUUUGAUGAACAUCCAAUUUUGUUAUCAGAAUCAAAUAUACAUAAUAAUAAAAUAAGAGAACAAAUAACAGAAUUAUUAUUUGAAAAAUAUAAUGUUCCUGCAUUAUAUUUUGCAAAAAAAGCAAAAUUAACAUCUUUUAGUUUAGGUAGAUCAAAUUCAUUAGUUAUUGAUAUUGGAUUUAGCUCAUUAAAUAUAAAUCCAGUUUAUGAAGGAUAUGUUUUACAAAAAAAUUCAUUUGAAUAUAAUGUUGGUGGUGAUUAUUUUGAUAAGUUAAUAUAUGAUAAAUUAAAAAAAGAUAAUAUUAAUAUUAUUCCAUAUUUUUGUAGUCAAAAAUAUAACGGUAUUGAUGUGUAUAAAAAUAUUCAUAGUUCAUACAAAGAAGAAGCUAUAUUAGAUAUUAUAAGAUACAUGAAAGAAAGUGUUUGCAAAAUACGUAUAGAAAAUGAUAUAAAAAGUAAAGAAAAUAAUAUAAAUAAUUUAAAAGGAAAUGAAAAUGAUAAUUUAAAUAAUAAUAUGAAUGAUCCUCCAAAAGAAGAAUUCUUUGAAUUACCUGAUGGAUAUAAAAUUAACGUAGAAAAAUAUAAAUAUGAUAUAGCUGAAAAUUUGUUUAAAAGUAUACCUUCAGAAAAUAAUUUUAAAGGAUUACCUCAAAGUAUAAUUAACUGCGUUAUUUCAACAGAUGUUGACAUAAGAAAGGAUUUGCUUCAAUCAAUUAUAUUAACAGGUGGAUCUUCUUUAUUCCCAGGUCUAGUGGAAAGGUUAUUUAAUUCAUUAAGAGAAAAAGAGUGUUUUAGUCAAUCUCUUAAAUUAAAAAUAUUAAAUAUGACAUCACUGGUAGAGAAUAAAUAUUCCUCUUGGUUGGGAGGAUCUAUUUUAGCUAGCUUAGGAACAUUUCAACAAUUAUGGAUAUCUAAGAAAGAAUAUCUUGAUUAUGGUCAUAAAAUUAUUUUUGAUAGAUGCUUUUAA